Messenger RNA from Lolium rigidum, 2048 nucleotides. RefSeq names its product nicotinate phosphoribosyltransferase 2-like. The transcript has 15 exons. Gene Ontology annotation, biological process: NAD+ biosynthetic process. The record is from RefSeq and is a predicted model, not a curated record. Bases 134 to 1837 code for a protein of 567 amino acids. Gene Ontology annotation, molecular function: nicotinate phosphoribosyltransferase activity. NCBI's taxonomy places the organism in Eukaryota, Viridiplantae, Streptophyta, Magnoliopsida, Poales, Poaceae.
CGUCCGUCUCCUUCUCCUCCUUCCCCUCCCGGCCUCCAAUUGUCUUCCUCCCGCCUCCCCUCCCCUUGAAGCUUCCCACGCCUCAGCCCGGAGAACCCUAGGGGAGCGCGCACAAGCUUGCCAGCGUCCAAGCAUGGAGGCGACGGCGCCUACCGCGGGCGCCGGCGCCAACGGUUCCGUGGCGGCGGCGGCGGCGACGGCGCAGGUGGGGCCGCCCACGAACCCCAUGGCGACGGCGCUGCUCACCGAUCAGUACCAGUUCUCCAUGGCCUACGCCUACUGGAAGGCCGGCAAGCACGCCGACCGAGCCGUGUUUGACCUGUACUUUAGGAAAAAUCCAUUUGGCGGAGAAUUCACUGUUUUUGCUGGUCUUGAAGAAUGUAUUAGGUUCAUUGCGAACUUUAAGUUCAUGGAAGAUGAGAUUUCUUUCCUGAAAUCAGUCAUGCCAAUGUGUGAGGAUGCGUUCUUUGAUUAUCUCAGGGAAAUCGAUUGCUCUGAUGUGGAGGUGUACUCCAUUGCUGAGGGAUCAGUAGUCUUUCCAAAAGUUCCACUGAUGAGAGUUGAGGGUCCGGUUGCUGUGGUUCAACUGCUUGAGACUCCAUUUAUAAAUCUCAUCAAUUAUGCCUCUUUGGUAACCACCAAUGCUGCACGACACCGUCAUGUUGCUGGAAAGUCAAAGGUUCUAAUGGAAUUUGGUUUAAGACGAGCGCAGGGGCCUGAUGGUGCAAUAAGUGCUUCGAAGUAUUGUUUUAUGGGUGGCUUUGAUGCAACCAGUAAUGUAUUGGCUGGACAUCUAUUUGGCAUACCACUCCGUGGAACACAUUCUCAUGCUUAUGUUAGCUCAUAUAUGAACCUCAGUGAGAUCCCAGACAGGACCCUAAGGAACAAAGAUGGUUCAGGAAUCUGCAAGGAUUUUGUUACUUUAGUGCAACAGUGGCUACACAAGAUUCAGGUAGCAGAUUCAUUGUCCAGUGUUUUUGGCGACACAAAUCAAAGUGAGCUGGCUGCAUUUGCAUCCUAUGCAUUAGCUUUUCCAAGCAACUUCCUAGCUCUUGUGGACACGUAUGAUGUUAUGCGGAGUGGGAUUCCAAAUUUCUGUGCAGUAGCUCUAGCACUCCAUGAUUUAGGGUAUAAAGCAUCCGGCAUCAGAUUAGAUUCUGGUGAUCUGGCGUAUCUUUCUAUCGAAGCUCGAAAAGUGUUUCACGCAAUAGAAAAGGAGUUUAACAUACCUGGUUUUGGGAAGAUGAUCAUUACUGCUAGCAAUGACCUGAACGAGGAGACGAUUGAUGCCCUGAACAAACAGGGUCAUGAAGUUGAUGCCUUUGGUAUUGGAACUUAUCUUGUAACGUGUUAUUCCCAAGCUGCUCUUGGAUGUGUUUUUAAGCUAGUUGAGAUCAACAGUAGACCUCGUAUCAAACUCUCUGAGGAUGUGGCAAAAGUCUCUAUUCCAUGCAAAAAGAGAUGUUUCAGAUUGUAUGGCAAAGAAGGCUAUCCGUUGGUAGAUAUCAUGAUACGUGAGAGUGAACCAUCACCAAAGGCAGGAGAGAGAAUCCUUUGUCGCCACCCGUUCCUUGAAUCCAAGAGAGCUUAUGUUGUCCCCCAACAUGUUGAGGAGCUUCUGCAGUGCUACUGGCCUGGGAGUUCAAAUAAACCUAGAGCAGAGCUGCCCUCACUGGAGAAUAUCAGAAGCCGUUGCAUGCAACAGCUUGAAAAACUGCGUCCAGAUCACAUCAGGCGGCUAAAUCCGACACCUUACAAGGUGAGUGUGAGCGGAAAGCUGUACGAGUUCAUUCAUUACCUAUGGCUGAACGAGGCGCCAGUAGGCGAAUUACAAUAGAUACAUGCACAAGCUGGAGUCAGGUCAUAUUCUUGCAAGCAUAGCAAUACGUUAUACGUUAAAGAAAAUUAGGAGCUCUGGUGUUGUACUACAUGACCAUCCAUCAGCCCAUGGCCCCUUCUUUAUAGGCUAUUAUUUUUUAUCACGAAAUUCCAUUUGUACAAACUAAUUAUCAAUUAUUGGUAUGAAGGCAGGCAGAUCAGUUUACAUA